AUGGAAUCAAAAAAGAUAAAACGAGAUUGUGGAGGACUAAACCAAAAAACCAAAAAAGUUUUCGGCUGUUCGUACUCACUCCUGCCGAGUCUGGCAACGAUAUCGAACCAUGGAAGCGACGUAUCGAUCAGCUGCAACGACUCUUACGAAAUAUAUUACGUCACCUGCGUCGAGAACCAGUGGAAAGGAGAAAUCGGAAACUGUUCCAAUAAUGCCCAGAAGAUUCGCCUGCCGUCCAUGAUCUCACAGCCUGGCAACGACUACAAACAUGGUCAGUGCUUCUUCUGCAAUUUCAUCACAUGUUCACUUAUCAUAUGUUUGCUUUUCAAACUAGUGAACACCGGUCACUCGCUAUUUGUUACAUAA
Molecule: messenger RNA, 366 nt
Organism: Helobdella robusta
Lineage: Eukaryota; Metazoa; Annelida; Clitellata; Rhynchobdellida; Glossiphoniidae
Exons: 3
Coding region: 1-366 (121 amino acids)
Source: RefSeq, a predicted model, not a curated record